AUGAGGAGUUAUGUACUCGCAGUCUUGGGACUGGUGGCUUUAGCAGCAUUUGCUUCAGCGAGGGAAAUAAGGGAGAAGAGAUCAGCAGAUUUGGAGGCAGCAGCGUCUGGUCACAAAUGGGACAAGGGUGGUGGCCACGAGCACCACGGGCAUCAUCACCACGACCACGGCGGCCAUGACCAUAAGGGACAUAAGGGACACCACGAAGAUCAUCACGGCCACAAGGGGCACCACCAUCACGAGGGCCACAAAGGACAUCACGGAGAACACGGUGGGCACAAAAAACACCACCACCACGAUGAAGGUUACCACCAUCACCACGGACAUGGUGAAAAGGGCGAGCACGGCCAUGGACACGAGGAGCACGGUCAUUGGCACAAAGGCCAUGAUACUAAAGGCCACCAUGGCAUCGAGAAGCACGAUGAAUUCAAAAAGGACAAGCAUUUCCACGAUCACCAUGGUGAUUUGACACACCAUGAACAUUAUGGCGGACAUCAUGAUGAAGGCGGUUACAAGAAAGGCGGCCACUUCCACAAGGGUCACAAGCAUGGCGGCCAUCAUGAGCAUCAUCACGGUGAUAAGGGACACCAUGAGAAAGGAGGUCAUCAUCAUCAUCACAAGGGACACCACGGAGAUGGCGGUCACCAUGAACAUUGGGACCAUCAUCACGACCACGGCAAGAAGGGCGGCCAUGAAGACCACAAGCACUGGGGACACAAGUCUGGUCACUAA
Zerene cesonia (dogface butterfly) is the source of this 732-nucleotide messenger RNA. RefSeq names its product histidine-rich glycoprotein-like. Bases 1 to 732 code for a protein of 243 amino acids. The transcript has a single exon. The record is from RefSeq and is a predicted model, not a curated record. NCBI's taxonomy places the organism in Eukaryota, Metazoa, Arthropoda, Insecta, Lepidoptera, Pieridae.